CACGAGUAGUUCACUUCUGUUCGGUGCGGUGUCGCGGUGAUUUUGAGGGGACUGAAGAGACGAGAGGGACUGGGGAACGAGAGAAAGAAAGAACACGCUCCGAGCUCGCAUCGCCACUCGAGGGUGCGAGGUGACGAGCGGCGAGAUAUCAUUCGGUGUGCCCCUAGUCCUCGCGACGUACCCGAUCCUCCCCCGCGUUUUUAUCGCGCGCAGACGGGUCAUAGAUCAGUCGCGAAACCCGUCGAGGGACGUUUAUCCGUCGGGACACACAUCAGUGCAAAGGUUUUUCCGUCGACCUGGUUGAGCUGCGCCGCCCACGCGUUCCUCUCGUUCACGAGUCGGGACAGCGACACACCUGGGAGAACGCGUCGCUGGACAGGAUCGUCUUGGUCGUCCGUAGUCGACGACCGCUCUGGAUAGGAAACGGAAGAAGAGUGCCGACAUGUCGGCCUUGAGCGCCGGGACUUGUCGACCCGGGAUUAUACUCUGUCUGACCGUUCUACUGGCAUCGCAAUCUAAUUCUGCGCCAGUACUCGACCACGAUGCCACACAAGUUGCAGAAUACGACGGAGCUUCGGCAGGAUGCUACUACAACUACCAGCGUUACGACGAAGGCGAUCGAAUCGUGACGAACGAGCCAUGCCUGAACUGCACGUGCCACAAUCGGAUGCUGAUGUGUUACCUGAGGGUUUGCCCCUUCUCGAAAGCGAUAGGCCAGGAUUGCACAGUCGAGAAGAGACCAGACCAAUGCUGUCCCGUGAUCACCUGUCCAGAAGUCCCGGUGCAGUUGCUGACGUCCACGACCACAGCACCAGCGGCCACUUCCGGUUCCACGGCGUUAGGAUUCCACGACAAUUAUGGCUGCAACCUUCACGAUCGAUUCUACGCGGACGGUGCCCAGCUGCCCACCGAUCCACAGAAUCCUUGCGAGCUGUGUUACUGCAUCAGGAACAGGACCACUUGCGUCAUGCAGGAAUGCACUCUGCGGGUGGCCGGAUGCAGGCCAGUCUACCAACCAGGCGUGUGUUGUCCGGUCAAAUACAAUUGCGAAUAUGACGAGGAUCUUGCUACCACGAUUGAACCAACGCCUGGCCUGAUUAUGACCACCACGCUAGCGCCCGGAGCAUCGCCGCAAUGUUAUCACGAAGGAAACGUUUACGAGGAUGGCGAUCUGAUCUACUCGAAGCAGCCUUGUCAGCACUGCUACUGCUUCCGCGGUGACAUCGCCUGCGCUGUUCAGAACUGUGGUACGCCCAUGAAGACGCACGGAAAGAACUGCACCGCUUUGCCACCGCCGGAGGGCAAAUGUUGCCCGACCACGUAUCAAUGCGAUGAAGACGAGCUCAUAACGGUGCCAAGAGGCGAGGAGGAGCAAUCCACCGAGGAGGGCGUUGUCGAGACCACAGUGGAGGCAGUGACGGAAGCUGAAAAGGAACUUCCUGGUCUUGGAAGCACCGAGGAGUCCUUCCCAGGCUUCGACAACGCGAUUCCAGAAGAUCACAAAGAGGAGAGCAGCACUCAAGGUGUCACGGAACCUGUGCCAAUUGGGAAGAAACCUGAGGAAGAAGCGCCUGAAGAAGGACUCCCAGUGUCUGGAGCAACUGAGAAGGAAGCUGGCGUUUCGGAAGAAUACACGGAAAGCCCUGUUUCGGGAGCUGAAGCAACGGAACCCGUUGAGGCUGAGACAGAGGCAACACCGGCUGGCGAAGAUCGUGGUCAAGAAACGACUGCUAAGCCUGCAGAAGAGACUACUCAAGGACUCGCGAAAACGACAGCUCCUCAAGAAACGCCAGAAACGUCUUCGCCGAAACCAGAGGUACCCGAAGAACAGGUGACGAUGAAACAAGUAGAGGAACAACCCGUUACAGAGGAGACUGGGUUAGAGAAGGAACAAACCGAAGGUUCGCAGAAGGAACAACCAACCGAACAACCAAGCACCGAAAAAGCGAUGGAAGAAGGUGAGAUCGAGACGAAACCUGAAGAACCCGUGACCAGUGUGGAACAGGAGCCAAGCGCCACCGAAGCUGCCGCUCCCAAAGAACCACAGUCAACCGAAGCACCUGAGAAACCUACAGAAUUACCUGAGACGUCACCUGAGACACUCCCAGAGGGCACCACAGUUAAAAGCUUAGGGGAAGAACAAAUAACGGAAGUGGCUAAAGAAGAAGAAACCCCUGCAGAGGUCUCAGAACCUGAACAGAAGGUCACGACAGUGGAAUCGAUCGAAGGAAAGCCAGAGGAAGCUGCCACUCCCGAGAUAGAAAUGACUACUGAGAAACCUGCGCAAGAAGGACCAAGCACUGAACAAGUUCCUAGCGAAGAGGGAGAAAAGGAAACGCCAUCGGAAGCAUCAACUCCCGAAGAAGGUGAGGUACAAACGGUUACAGAAGCUGAAGUUGAACAGAAGCCAGAGUUAGAGGUAUACGAUCACAAAGCACCCGAACCUGGCAAGGUACAACCUGGAAUAGUUCCCAAGAAGGAAGAUGGCAUACCUACCGAAGAGCCUGUUAUGGUUGAGCAGCCUGCCGUAACGGAGAAACAAAUGGGAGAAGAGGAAGCUCCGGAGAUUCCAGAGCAGGGUCCACCUGGCAUUCCCGUCACCGAUCGCGUACCUGAAAGCAAAGCAGAAGACAAAGAAUCGGUCCCUGAAAUUCACGUAACCGAAGGCUCGGUUGACAUGAAGCCAUCAGAGUUCGUACCUGACAAUCUUGCCACAGAGGUUCCGGAGAAGGUUCCCACGACGUAUCUUCCACCUUCGUCGGAGGCAACGACGAGUCCUAAGGAACAGGAAGCGACACCAAGUGAGGAGGGAACUGUAGCACCAACGAAGCAACCCGAAGAACCCUCUGUUACCGAAGGUCCGACAAGCGAGGAGCCAAAGAAGGAAGAAGCUGUUCCAUCUGUCACUGAAACGAGCCAAGUUCCUGUUGGACAAGAAGAAGCGACGGAAGGUAUUCCACAAGGUACUGAAGUUAGUCCCGGUCUGGAGGCUUCAACGCCAACUGAAGAGGCUCCACAAGAGGAGACUCAACACCCUGAGAAACCGAGCGUACCUGAAGAUCACACCGCUGAGACGCCAUCUUCCGAAGGACCGCCAUCGAAGGAGACUUCCGCCGAGGAGGAAUUACCAACCAAGGGUCUAACCAUCGACGAAUCUGGCGAAACUUCCUCCGAGGAAGUCAGCGACUCCAGCGAAGAAGUGACACCUGCUAAAGGCGAAUCCACCGAGAAAGAAAUGGAAUCUGGAGAACAAGCGUCCGAAGCGCCAGUUCAAUCUGCUGAAGAACAUCCAACGGAACCAGGUGUCGAAGAGCAGAGUACAGAGGGCAAAGAAGCAACCACUGAGACUUUGGCGCACUCGACUGAAGCUCCUCAUGCCGAAGAACCAUCUACGGAAGUUAGUCCUGUUCCAGAAGAGAAGCCUUCGACCGAAGAAGAGAAACCUGAAGUACAAGCCACAGCUGCUCCAGAAGAAGCUUUGCCAAGCGAGAAGCCUAGUCUCGGCGAGGUGACACCUGAAGAACAGGUUACCGAAAAACCUGUUUCAGGAGAGGAGCUGGCUCUAUCUACCGCUAAGGCACCAGAGGCUGAAGAGGGAAGCACGCCGCAGAUACCUGUUGGCGAGGGUGAAGCAACCGAAGAACCAGCCGUAGAAGAAACUCCUAAAGAAACAACCGCACCAGAAAUCGAAGGUUCGUCAGUGGCACCAGAAGUAGCAGAGGCAGAGGCUGAGGUACCAACUGAAGGCACUUUAAUGGUGGAAGUUCAUCCAACAGUGGUCCCAGCUGAAGAGGAGAAGCCUGAGGAGCCGGUAUCCACCGAGCAGCCUGUUGUCGAACUGACCGAAGAACCGAUAACCAAAGAAACAUCUACGGUGGCUCCAGAGGAACAGAUGACUGAAGAACCAGAGGGUGUACCGAUGAAAGAGGAAGCUCAGACCGAAGGUCCUGAAUUGCCAUCGACCGAGCAACCGAUCACGGAAGCUGGGUUGGCGAAGGAAGGACCACUCGAGGAGCACAAGCCAACCAAGCCUGCCGAGCGCAAGGAGGAUGAAUUAAGUGUAGAAGGCACUCAGAAACCAUCUCUUGCAGAAGAGACGCCAACUGAAAAGCCGGUGGAAGAGGGAACAGCGACUGAAGAGGCCGAAAUACCUGCGGAAGAAAAGCCAACCGAAGGGCCUAGCGAAGAGGAGAAACCUGCAAAACCUGUCGAGGAAGAAAAGCCAACGGAAGGACCUGUUGAGGAAGAAAAACCAACUGAGGAGAAGCCUGUUGAAGAACAGAAACCUAUUGAAGAGGAAGAGAAACCAACUGAAGGACCUAGUGAAGAGGAGAAACCCGUUGAGGAAGAGAAACCAACUGAAGGACCUAGUGAAGAGGAGAAACCUGUUGAGGAAGUGAAGCCAACUGAAGAGCCCAGUGAAGAGGAAAAGCCUGCUGAGGAAGAAAAACCAACGGAAGGUCCAAGUGAAGAGGAGAAACCUGUUGAGGAAGUCAAGCCAACGGAAGGUCCAAGUGAAGAGGAAAAGCCUGCUGAGGAAGAAAAGCCAACCGAAGGGCCUAGCGAAGAGGAGAAACCUGUAGAGGAAGAGAAGCCAACGGAAGGACCUGUCGAGGAAGAAAAGCCAACGGAAGGACCUGUUGAGGAGGAAAAGCCUGUUGAGGAAGAGAAACCAACCGAAGAACCUACCGAGGAAGAGAAACCUGUUGGAGAAGAAAAGCCAGCAGAAGAAGAGAAACCAACAGAAGCACCAACAGAAGAGGAGAAACCAACAGAAGGAGUCAUUGAAGAAGAGAAGCCUGUUACGAAGGAAGGACCAACUGAAGCGCCUGCAGAAGCAGAGAAACCAACCGAAGGACCUGUCGAAGAAGAAAAGCCUACGGAAGAACAGAAACCAACCGAAGCGCCUGUAGAAGCGGAGAAACCAACCGAAGGAUCUGUAGAAGAAGAAAAGCCUACCGAAGAGCAGAAACCAACCGAAGCGCCUACAGAGGAAAAGAAAACAACAGAAGCUGAAGGAGAGAAGCCUCUUGAAAAGGAAGAACCGACUGAAAGGCCUGCAGACGAGGAGAAACCAACCGAAGAAUCCGUUGAAGAACAGAAGCCUACCGAGGAAGAGAUAACCGAAAAACCUGUUGAAGAAGAGAAACCGUCUAUCAAGGGUGAGAAACCUACCGAGGGUAAGAUUCCAACUGAGGCACCUGUCGAAGGGGAGAAACCCACCGAGGAAGAAAAACCGUCUGAAGUGUCAAGUGAAAGACCUGCUGAAGAGGAGCCAACCAAAGGACCUGUGGAAGGAGAAGAGCCGAGCGAAGUCACGCCUAUCGCACCAAGCGAAGCACCAGUUUCGGAAGAAGUUUCCACGGCAGGUCCAGAGGUCGAAGGAAAACCGACGGAAGGUGCCGAACAAGCCUCUACAGAAGUUCCUAGCUUAGCUGAGAGUCCUACCACGAUUGGAGCUAAAGGAGAACCUGAAGUAACACCUGAAAUUUCGAAAGAAACUCCAUCGGAAGAAAUUCCAUCUACAGAAGAAGCUCAAACAGAGGCUGCUGUACCACCAGAACAACAACCCGAAGUUCCUGCCUCCCCUGAAGAAAUAACGACUGAGCCUUCUAAACUAGCUCCUGAGCAACCUGUUGAAGAGGAAUUGCCAGAAGGCACUCAGAAGCCAGAGGUAUCUGAAGCAUCAACGGAAGCAAUUUCAACCGAAGUAACGAGCGAACAAGGUAAACCUCUGGAGGAAGGUGUCAGUACAGAGACCCCUGAAGUAUCUCCCACCGAAGCUGGAGCCCCUGAAGCGUCCACAGCGCCUUCCGCAGAAACGACACAGCCAGAAGAGGGACAGAAGGUUACUCUUCCCGAAGAAGCCCAAACUGAGGUCACCCCAUCGAAAGAAGCACCUACAACGGAAGCUCCUCUUGCGAAAGAAACGGAAGCUCCAGCUGCACCAGAGGAAGUAUCGACUGCAGAACCAGCCAAGCCUGAAGAGGUUCCAGAAACCACGCCGCAUGCAGAAGUACCACCAAAGCCAACAACCGAACAAGCUUCCGAGGAACCUUCGACGCUUGGACAAACUCCAGAAGAGGAAACAACGUCGGAGUAUCCAGUUCGAGCGCCACCAUCGAUCCCUGGAGAAGGCAACUGCCUCGUCGAAGGACAGUCCUACAACAACAACUCAGCUGUUCCUCCCGCCAAUCCCUGUCAACUUCAGUGCCGUUGCGUCAGCAGUAUUAUCCAGUGCGAUCUUGUUCAGUGUCCACCUCCACCGAGCCACCUGUCGAACUGCAUGCCUAUUCACACAGCCAAGGAUUCCUGCUGUCCGAUGUACACUUGCGACUCCACGCCUACGGCGGUAUUGGAAUCCGAUAAUCACAUGAUCGAACAGGAAGCAGGACAGAAGACUGAACCACCUACCGAGGCUCCAACUCAAGAAACCACGAAGGAACCAGUUGUCAAGGGCUACGAAACAACUGUUGCGCCUGAAGCACCAACCACGUUGAAGUCUGUCGAACCUGAGCAACCGACUACAGCUGCAGAGCCUGACAAGGUACCCGAGGAACAAACCAUCAGUUCAGUGCCAGAGGCAGAGUCUUCUAGUCAAAUUCCUUCGGAGGAACCGAAAGAAACACCGGAAGUACCAAGCACGGAGAAGCCUGUGAAGGAAGAGGAGCCAUCUGCCAAGGUGCCAUCUACCGAACAGCCAACCGAAGGACAGGCUGCUGAGGAACAACCUUCGAGUCCUAGCAUUGGCGAAGAGCAAGCAGUUCCGACGACACAAGCAGGCGAGGUUGAAGAGACUUCUGCUGGAAUUGGCAAAGAAACAGCUGCACCCACUACUGCGAAACCCAUGGGAGAAGAGCCAUCCGAAGAGGAACAGAAGCCUGCAGAGGGUGAGCCAGAGGCGACUGUUGCCCCUAUGGUUCCCGAGGAAGGAGUGAGCAAGGAACCUGAAGUCCCAAGCUCGUCUAUAACACCAGAGCUUGCAGUUUCAGAAGGUCUGCCAUCGGUUACCGAGACCCAGAAACCAUCGGAGGAAGGAACCACUGUCGCCGUGGAAGAACAACCUGAGGAACCCGCUCAGCCUGAACAAUCGACACCCGAAGGCGAAACUGUCCAACCAAGCGAAGCAGAAACCGAAAGACCAUCUGCAGAAACGCCUGCUCCAGGCGGUGUCAAAGCUGGCGAAGAACCCGAAGUCACCCCAGCGGAAGAAGAAUCUGUUCAACCUACGGAAGCUGGAGCACCAGCAACGGCAGAAAUGGGAGUCUCCACGGGAGCUCCAGUAUCAGAAGAAGCAACCGUUCCCGGCGUGACUAAGGAGGAAACUGCUACUGAACCAGCUGUAGAAGAAGGCUUGCAAACCACCAAGAAACCACUUACUCCUGAAGAGGGACAGACAGUACCUGUCGAAGCUGAACCUUCGACAGCUGCACCUGCAGUUGAAGAACAGACCAAAGAAACGCCUGAAGCUGAAGUGAAGCCAACUACGGAAGGCGUCGAAGAAUUGUCCACGCAACAACCUGAGAAACUCCCGGAGGAACAGUUGCCAAGCUCAACCGAGGCACCUGAAAUCGUCACCGAAGGACCAGCACCUUCUCUCCCCAAACAAACUACAGAAAAGGAGGAAGUUAGCGAGGAACCAGCAGUCGAACCGAAACCUGAGGAAGGUGGUGUGCAGCCUGGACAAGAGGAAUCUGGGAAGACUCCAUCGCCGGAAGGUCAAACUCCCGAAUCUGUUUCGCCUGCCGAAGAAGAAGCUACACCAUCCGUAAUGCCUCAAGAAGAAAUCACGGCAACACCUGAAGCGGCCAGCGAGAAACCUGUUUCAGAAUCGAUUCUGCCUCAGGAGGAAGUUGAACAACCCGCGACUGAAAAAGAAACAAUGAUUCCUGGCACCGAAGAAGCUGUUACCGUUGGCGUCAAGGAACAAUCGGCUCAGCCGGAGGAGCAACCGACGACCGUAGCAUCCACUGCUCCAGUUGAAGGCGAAGUGUCUGAAACUCCGAAACCAAUGCUUCCAGAACAGAUGCCAGAAGAACAGGGACAAAUGACAGAGGCACCAGGCAUUUCCUUGAAGGAGGGAGCAGAAGAGCCACUGGUACCAAGCGAAGGAGAAACCACCGUGCCAGUUGUUCCCGUUGAAGAACAGAAACCAGAAGAAGGAACUCAGAAACCGAGCGUAGAAGAGGGUGUAACAUCUACGGAACCAAGCAAGAUUGUUACCGAAGGUGAAGUUACUGCCACGGGUGAAGAGCAAGCUAGCGAAGCACCAAGUUCGCCAGCCGUUGAAGAAGGAUCAACGCCACUGCCUGAAAGUGCCUCGAUCGUACCUGAGCAAGGAAUGGAGGAACAGAAGCCUGUUGAAGGUGAAGGUGUAACCGAAGAGAAAGUGCCAACUACGAGCGAAGUUAGUCCAACGCGUGAGGAAGAGCCAUCUAUGAUGGGCGAGAAGCCUUCGGAGGAGGGCGUAUUUGAAGCAGGUCAACAAACUGAAGCACCAUCUCUUGAUAAAGGAACAGGAGCACCACAAGAGGAGGGACAAGUCGAAGGCGAAACAACUCCAGCGGUAGAGAUCAAGGGAACGACCGAACCCACACCUACAACUAGCGCCGCACCUACCGAAGUCAGCUCAACCGAAAUGCCUGAAAAGGCACUUCCCAGCGAGGCACCAGGUCAAGAGCUCCCCGAAGUAUCGGAAACACUCCCGACAGAGGCACCUGUAGAAGCUACCGAAGUUCCUGAGAAGAUAGCUCCCGUCACGGGUGCUCCAGAAGAACUUCCUGCCGAAGUUCCGAAGGAAGAGGCUCCGACUGAAACUCCUGAAAAAGAACUGUCCACUGAAGUUCCUGAGAAAGUGACGCCCGCUGAAGAGGUUCCUGAAAAAGAACUGUCCACUGAAGUUCCUGAGAAAGUGACUCCUGCCGAACAAGUUCUAGAAGCACCUAGUACAGAGCUUCCUAGUGAAAUUCCAGAGAAGAUCCCUGGCGAAGAGCCCGAGAAGGUUCUCCCCGAAGAAGAGAAGCCUACCGAAGUACCUGAGAAAGUUCUUCCUGGUGAGGAGACGCCUGCUGUGACGGAGAAGGUUCUUCCUGGAGAAGAGACGCCUGCUGUAACGGAGAAGGUUCUUCCUGAAGAAGAGACGCCUGCUGUAACGGAAAAGGUUCUUCCUGGAGAAGAAACUCCUGCUGCAACAGAAAAGGUUCGUCCCGAAGAAGAGAAGCCUGUCGAAGUUACAGAGGAGAUUCUUCCCGAAGAAGAGAGGCCUGCCGAGGUAACGGAGGGUCUUCCCGAAGCAGAGAAGCCUGCAGAAGGUGAGCAACAAACGCCACAAUCCGAAGGAGAGGUAGAGCUGCAAACUACGGAAAGCAUACUCGUCAAGGAACAGUUACCUAAAGAAGGUGCACCAAGCACACCUCCUCAAGCUGAAGAAACAUCGACUGAGGCUCCAAUGAUUAGCGAAGAACCAAGCACUGCGGCGCCCGAGGCCGAAGCAACCAGUCCUCGCGAAGAACAGCCUUCGCUGGUCGAAUCGACAGAGGCUCCGAUUGUCCCUGAAGAACCAGGGCUCACGGAGGCACCUCUGCCUAGCCAACCAUCGGAGGAGGCUCACUCUUCCACGGAAUCUGCGCCAGAAUCGUCGACGGAGCACGAAACAGAGAAACAACCCGAAGUCGAGACAACCCCUGAAGAAGAGCACACGGUCGAGUCGUCGACGCAACAGUCUCAAGAAAAGAGUACUCCGGAACCAGCGAUUCCUGAGCAGCCGGCCUCGAUGAAACCCGAAGAGGGUCAACAGGUGACCGAAGCCCCUGUCCAAGAAUCCGUCACGAAACUACACGAACCGCUUCCAACCGAACCAUCGCUCGCAGAGCCAUCGGAAGAAGAACAAGAAGAAGUCGGGGAAGAAGGUCUGCCACCUCACGGCGAACCCAUGUUACCAGAAUCUGUUCCAACGACAGAAAAGGCAGAAGCUGAAGUCGAGGAACCUCUCCAUCCAGUGAUCGAUACAUCCGAAUCCGUCGAACCAGCAGUUCAUCCCAUCCUUCACGAAGAACCCUCGAGUACUCUAGCUCCUCAAUUACCAGAGUACCCUGACCAAGGUGUCUCUGGCGAAGACAAUCCUCACUUCCCUCCGCAAGGAGGCAGCUAUUUGAACCCUGACGAGGACUACGACGAGGACGAUCAGGCCAUAUACGGGCCAGGCACCUGCAGAUACGGCGGCAAGGUCUACGUGUCGGCGCAACAAAUACCCAGGGACGAUCCUUGCGACUUCUGCUUCUGCUUCAGAAGCGACAUCAUCUGUCUACAACAGAGCUGCCCGCCACCGAUCCCUGGCUGUCACGAGGAGCCCAUCAGCGGUUUCUGUUGCCCCAGAUACGAGUGUCCGGUGUCAAUGGCCACGUCGCUCAACCUGACAACGACCACGACGACGACCACGACCACGUUGCCCCCGCACUUCCACGCCCACGCGUACAAGGGAGCCGCAAAGAGGAGCGGCUGCCAAAUCCGCGGCCAAGCGUACCGCGUCGGGGAGGUCAUCAGGUCGGCCUCGGGACCUUGCCUUCAGUGCACUUGCGGAGGCGACGGUAACAUGAAGUGCGAGCCGAGGGUGUGCAGCCCGGAGCCGAUGCUGAGGCAGAUGAUCGCGGCAGCCACGGCCCGAAGGAGGAGAUGAGCCGGCCAACACGAUCCCGGUGAUCCGGCGAAGAAUCGUGCACACGAGGAAUGAAGUUUAGAGGGGGAUCAGUGUUGUAUAAAAGUGAAUUUAAAAAAAAAAUAUUCUAAACUAUCUAAAUGUCGCGAAACACAGACAAUAAUGUGCUUCGACGAUCACCGAACUGAGUGGCCAAAACGUAAACGUUUAUAUUAUAAUAUUAUAUUAUGUUAUAUAAAAAAAAAAAAUUGAAGAAAGGGAGAGAGAGAGAGAGAGAGAGAGAGAGAGAGAGAGAGAGAGAGAGAGAGAGAACGAGGUGGAGAGAUAGGGGAUAAGGAUUAGAGCGAGACGAGAGACCGACAUGGAAGGUGAAACGAAAGGGACUGAAAAUGGGAUUUAGCCGCGUAAAAAGCGAGGCUCGUUUCUGGUGCCAAACGUGAACCACAGGGACGAAAGCAACCGGUGGAACUGGAUUGGUUCGGGUGGGGAAAGGGGAGGAGGGUUAGUGGAUGAUAUUUCGUGAUAGUUCCACGUCUCACGCCAUUUUUUACGUGUAAACAGUGGGUUACGGUGGAUGAGAAAGCGAGGAAAGAAAAAAAAAUUAUGAAAGAUAUGUUUGUCGAACGUACGAGACUUAUGACUGUGCCUUCGUCAGUGCUGACACCAGCGGCACUACUUUCGUUUCGUGGCAGCUGAGCGGCUCCGAUCUGAACCGCGAUCGUCGUCGUUCCCGGUUUCGCUACGGACGAGGAAUCGAUCGUCGUUUAGAACUAAAAAUAACACGGUGACGGGAAACAAACGAUAAACGCGUUUCGGCAAACGUGGCAAAAAACAAAAAACAA
This is a messenger RNA of Hylaeus volcanicus, 11496 nucleotides long. RefSeq names its product titin-like. The record is from RefSeq and is a predicted model, not a curated record. Gene Ontology annotation, molecular function: protein binding. Lineage: Eukaryota; Metazoa; Arthropoda; Insecta; Hymenoptera; Colletidae. The coding region runs from base 443 to 10675 and encodes 3410 amino acids. The transcript is spliced from 8 exons.